Volvox carteri f. nagariensis is the source of this 903-nucleotide messenger RNA. RefSeq lists its product as uncharacterized. NCBI's taxonomy places the organism in Eukaryota, Viridiplantae, Chlorophyta, Chlorophyceae, Chlamydomonadales, Volvocaceae. The annotation marks the transcript as partial. The transcript has a single exon. The record is from RefSeq and is a predicted model, not a curated record.
ACUACUACUAAGACUACUAUUACUAAGGCUAAGACUACUACUAAGACUACUACUACUAAGACUAAGACUACUACUAAGACUACUGCUAAGACAACUACUAAGACUAAGACUACUACUAAGACUACUAAGACUACUAAGACUACUACUACUAAGACUACUACUACUAAGACUAAGACUACUACUAAGACUAAGACUACUACUAAGACUACUAAGACUACUACUACUAAGACUACUACUACUAAGACUAAGACUACUGCUAAGACAACUACUAAGACUAAGACUACUAAGACUAAGACUACUAAGACUAAGACUACUAAGACUAAGACUACUACUAAGACUAAAACUACUAAGACUAAGACUAAGACUACUACUACUAAGACUACUACUACUAAGACUAAGACUACUAAGACUAGGACUACUGCUAAGACAACUACUAAGACUAAGACUAAGACUAAGACUAAGACUACUACUACUAAGACUAAGACUACUACUAAGACUAAGACUACUAAGACUAAAACUACUAAGACUAAGACUACUACUAAGACUAAGACUACUACUAAGACUAAGACUACUACUAAGACUAAGACUACUACUAAGACUACUACUAAGACUACUAAGACUACUACAAAGACUACUAAGACCACUACUACUAGAAAGCAAAAGCAGAGCAAUCCCCAAUCAGCAAAGCAUCAGCAGUCUCUUGGCUUACUGACAGCACACAUGCUCCUAGUAUAUACUAUAGUAGGAGUCGUUGUAACUUANACUGCGGGUAUUUUUCAUGAUCUUCCCUCCCUGGAGUGCAUUUCUGGACUGGCGAGAAUUUUGAAAAAAAUUGUUUCACGAAUCCUAUCCCUGGAGCGAUUUAUUGUAUGUGCUGCUACUACUACGAGUAGUAGUAUUUAG